Messenger RNA from Myodes glareolus (Bank vole), 4804 nucleotides. Lineage: Eukaryota; Metazoa; Chordata; Mammalia; Rodentia; Cricetidae. The record is from RefSeq and is a predicted model, not a curated record.
GCCUGGAAACCAGGAGCUUAGGCACUGCCAGCAGCAGCCCUGCUCUGAGGGACCUUGCACGGUCCAGGUGAGUCUAGCUGCAUCACUCAGCGACUGCCGCCUCCAGUCCCACAGGUCACCAUCAUGUCAGCUUCAGGAGAUGGGACCAGAGGUCCCCCCAAAUCCAAAGGCAAGACCCUGAGCAGUUUCUUCGGGUCUCUGCCUGGCUUCAGCUCUGCCCGGAACCUGGUGUCCCACACUCACAGCUCCACAAAGGAUGUGGGAUCAGUCACAGACCCUACAGGGACUCCUGUCCCCUCAUCGCCAGUGACCACCGACCUGCAGCAGACGGCAAGGGGUGUGGCGGGGCUGCUCCAGUCUCAACAGACCACGACUGGGAACAAGGAUGUGGGAAGCUCCAGUGUGACUGGUGAGAAAGACGCCUUCUCCUCUGGAGUGGCUGGCAUCAUAGACAUGGCAAAAGGAAUAGUCCAGGGUGGCCUGGGCGCCACCCAGUCAGCCCUUGUGGGCACUAAGGAGGCAGUGUCCGGAGGCAUGACAGAAGCAGUAGGAAUGGCCAAAGGUCUUGUCCAGGGAGGUCUGGACACCUCAAAGACUGUCCUCAGCACCACCAGGGACACAGUGACCACAGGACUCACUGGGACUGCAAACAUGGCCAAGGGAACAGUACAGAUGGGCCUGGACACCACCAAGUCUGUGGUCAUAGGCACCAAGGACACGGUGACCACAGGACUCACAGGGGCUGUGAACAUGGCCAAAGGGACAGUACAGACGGGUCUGGACACCAGCAAGAAUGUGCUGAUAGGCACCAAGGACACGGUGACCACAGGACUCACAGGUGCCAUUAAUGUGGCCAAAGGGGCUGCCCAGGGAGGCCUGGACACUACCAAGUCUGUGGUCAUGGGCACCAAGGACACGGUGACCACAGGACUCACAGGGGCUGUGAACGUGGCCAAAGGGGCUGCCCAGGGAGGCCUGGACACAGCCAAGUCUGUGGUCAUAGGCACCAAAGACACAGUGACCACAGGACUCACAGGGGCAGUGAACGUGGCCAAAGAGACAGUACAGACGGGACUGGACACCAGCAAGAGUGUGCUGACGGGCACCAAGGACACGGUGACCACAGGACUCACAGGUGCCAUUAAUGUGGCCAAAGGGGCUGCCCAGGGAGGCCUGGAUACAGCCAAGUCUGUGGUCAUGGGCACCAAAGACACGGUGACCACAGGACUCACAGGGGCCUUGAAUGUGGCCAAAGUGGCUACCCAGGGAGGCCUGGACACAGCCAAGUCUGUGAUCAUGGGCACCAAGGACACGGUGACCACAGGACUCACAGGGGCUGUGAACGUGGCCAAAGGGACAGUACAGACGGGUCUGGACACCAGCAAGAAUGUGCUGAUGGGCACCAAGGACACGGUGACCACAGGUCUCACAGGUGCCAUUAAUGUGGCCAAAGGGGCUGCACAGGGAGGCCUGGACACCACCAAGUCUGUGGUCAUGGGCACCAAGGACACGGUGACCACAGGACUCACAGGGGCUGUGAACGUGGCCAAAGGGGCUGCCCAGGGAGGCCUGGACACAGCCAAGUCUGUGGUCAUGGGCACCAAGGACACGGUGACCACAGGUCUCACAGGUGCCGUGAACGUGGCCAAAGGGACAGUACAGACGGGUCUGGACACCAGCAAGAGUGUGCUGAUGGGCACCAAGGACACAGUGACCACAGGACUCACAGGCGCCAUUAAUGUGGCCAAAGGGGCUGCCCAGGGAGGCCUGGACACAGCCAAGUCUGUGGUCAUGGGCACCAAGGACACGGUGACCACAGGACUCACAGGGGCUGUGAACAUGGCCAAAGGGACAGUACAGAUGGGUCUGGACACCAGCAAGAGUGUGCUGAUGGGCACCAAGGGCACGGUGACCACAGGUCUCACAGGCACCAUUAAUGUGGCCAAAGGGGCUGUCCAGGGAGGCCUGGACACUACCAAGUCUGUGGUCAUGGGCACCAAGGACACGGUGACCACAGGACUCACAGGGGCUGUGAACGUGGCCAAAGGGGCUGCCCAGGGAGGCCUGGACACUACCAAGUCUGUGGUCAUGGGCACCAAGGACACGGUGACCACAGGUCUCACAGGGGCUGUGAACAUGGCCAAAGGGACAGUGCAGAUGGGCCUGAACACCAGCAAGAGUGUGCUGACGGGCACAAAGGACACCUUUUGUGCUGGGGUCACAGGUGCCAUUAAUGUGGCCAAAGGGGCUGCCCAGGGGGGCCUAGACACUUCUAAAGCAGCCCUUACAGGCACCAAGACUACAAUGUUGGCUGGCCUCUCAGGCACCAUGAAUAUGGCCACUGAGACAAUGAAGACAGGCCUGGACACCAGCAAUAGCAUGCUCACAGGUACAAAGGACACUGUCUGUGCUGGGAUCACUGGGGCCAUGAACAUGGCCAAAGGUGUCUUUCAGAAGGGCCUGGACACACCCAAGGACACAUGGUCUGCCAUGCGGUCUCAGGCAGAUAAUGUAGCCAUCAACACCACCCACACAGGUGUCAACACAGUCCCAUGUUCAGACUAUGGCUCUCAUGCCACCACCCAUGGUGUGGAACAUGUUACCCUGACUUCUGCAGAAUCUCUGUGCUCUGAGAUGAGCAGCCUUGCAGACACCCGUGGCUUGGGGCUUGUCACAGAACCCAUAGCUGCCACCAAAGGCCUUGUGUCUAGUGUGGCUUCAUCUGUCCAUGCAGCUACCAAGUCUGAGGAGGAGUGUGGUCAGCUGGCUGCGACAAGUUUUGCUGCACUUCAUGAUGAGUUGGAAGGGCUUGGGGACAUCUUCCAGCCCAUGACAGCUGAGGAACAAGCCCAGCUGGCGGCCUCAGAGUCAGGGCCUCGGGUGCUCUCUGCUGACCAGGGAAGCUACUUUGUCCGCCUAGGUGACCUGGCACCCAGUUUCCGCCAGCGGGCUUUUGAACAUGCCCUGAGCCACAUACAGCACAAGCAGUUCCAAGCCAGAGCUACAGUGGCCCAACUCCAGGAGGCCUUCCAGGUGACAGACAUGACCAUGGAGGCUCCAGGUGGGCAGGUGUGCGGGAACCAGAGUUUGAGCUCCACGGCGGAGGCUGUUGGUACCCAUGAGGUGUAUGCUUCCAGGGCUCAGGACAGGCUGUGUACACUAGCCUGCCAGCUCCAUGCAGCUUACAGCGGCCUGGCAGUCAGUCUGCAGGGCCUGCCAGAGGUGCAGCAGCAGGCAGGGCUGGCACGGCACAGCCUCUGCAAACUGUAUGGUCUUGUGUCCUCUGAGAGCAGCGGCGAGCUGCAGGCAGAGCAGCUGGCCCAGAGCAGUGCUGGUGUGGUACAGGCAUGGCAAGGUCUGGAGGUGCUGCUGGACAGGCUGCAGCAGAGCCCCCCACUCAGCUGGCUGGUAGGACCAUUUGCUUUGAUGCCUGGUGACCAGCUAUAGACACCUGAGGGCUGCAUGACCCCAAAGUUCUGGAUUAAGGGAGAGCAGAGGGUCCUCAGAAAGUGAAUUUGAAACCAGUCAUGGCUCCUCCUAUUUCCAGUAACUGAUAGCCCCUCUUCCAGCCACCAAGUCGGGACCAGACACACAGGUCCCGACAACAGAGCAAAGCGGAAGCAGAGUCAAACCUAGGAGGUCCUUCAGUUAUCGUCACUGACAAGCCUUCCAGCCUCUGGGACCCUACCUCCAGGGGCCCACAGCUCUCUACUGUGGGUGGUGCCACUCAACCCCAGGUCCCACCUUGAGCAGUGUAUCCAAAGGUCUUAGCUAACAUACUAGGCAACUUGUUCCCCAGCACUAGAACGCACUAGAAUGCACAGCCACCCUAAGGCAAGCUCCCACAACCCCUUCUAAUAUAUAGUGGGGUGUAGAGCCACUCAAAGCCACACUUAUAUCCCAGCAUGCUGUGGGCCUGACUCUGAACGGCUCUAUUGGGAAAGGAGGGUCACACAUGUAUCACUACACAGAGACAGGUACCACUUGACAGGGCCGUCACUGCUGAAACUGUGGUCUGCAUGAGGAUAUGCCUGCCUAGGGUUGAAGUACUGACUGGAGACACGGGCAGGUGAUAGCCCUUCUCUCUCGUCCUGUGCAUCCAAGACAAAAGCACAGAAGAUGAUGGGGUACAAGGCAAUCCCCUGUGGACCGGCCAUCCAAGGCCACAGUCCAGCUCUACCUGAACCCCAGCAAUGCUAGCAAUCCCCAAUCUUCCAGUUCCCUUUUUUGUGCACUCUUAGAAAGCAACAAUGUCCUUGAGUUCUAAGGUUGGGCUAGCUGUGGCCUAGGAGAGGACAUGGCGGAGAGGCCGUGACGGAGAGGACAGGAGCCUUCCUGAGCAUCAGGAUGCAACACUAGACUUAGCCAGUGACCAACACUGGGUCCAGGGUCUGCAGCUAUGCCCUCUAGAUGAGCCUCACUACAUCAUGCUCAGUUCUUGGUGGCCAUGGAGGCAGGUGGAUACACUGAGAGGCAUGUACCCUACCUGAGCCCACAGGAAACACAAGCAGAGCAGAAAAGCCACAUAGCAAGAGAAGGUUGGGAUGGUGUGGACUGCAACACUCCAGCUCAAAUGCUGAGCUGCUCCAGAGGCACUAUGCUGGGAUCCCUGCACAGCUGGGGAAUGGGAUGGUGGUCGAGUCAGGGCACAGUCUCCUGUUGGCCUUAGUGUCCUUAGUGUCUGUUACUCUCAUGCUGGUGGAACAGGCUACUCAAUGCAGGCUGGUACCUCAGCCCUGUGUCAGGCAUAGAGCUCUGGCCUUAGCCCAGCUACAUUUCAUAUCAGGACACCAAGCCAAUAAAA